AAAUUUUGCCUGUCGAGAUACAUUGUAAUGUACCAAGUGGUGUUGUGCAUGUGUGCUAUGUUUGUGUUUGAAGUUUGAUAACGAAAAUUUGAAUUUUUUUAUCGAUUAUUUUUAACCUGAACUUUUUUUGGCGCCAGGAAAAUCCCAAAAACAUUUUAGUUUUGCAAUCAGUUUUAAAACUUUUUGUGCGAAAUGGAAGGUUUUGAUGAAGCAGGCGUCUUUUUUUCCGACAAUUUCAGUGGAGAAAGUCAGCAAGAUGGGUCACAAGUUAACAUGCAAGCGGUCAAAAGAAAGUAUAAAGAAUUCCUCCGCACUUUCAGCGAGGACAACUUUUUUUACAAAUACAGAGAUUCUUUGAAGCGCAAUUACUUGAAUUCAAGAUAUUUUCUUGAAGUUGAAAUUGAAGAUUUAAUAGGUUUCGACGAAGUUUUAGCAGAUAAACUAUACAAGCAGCCGACUGAGCAUUUGCAACUUUUCGAAGAAGCGGCUCGUGAGUUUGCUGAUGAGAUAACUUCACCAAGGCCAGAACAUGAAGAAAAUGUGCAUGAUAUCCAAAUAUUACUUUCUUCUCAUGCUAAUCCCACCAACGUGCGUGAAUUGAAGUCUGAUAGUGUAUCAAAAUUGGUAAAAAUUGCUGGCAUUAUUGUGUCGGCAUCAGGUAUUAAAGCUAAGGCAACUCGAAUGUCAAUAAUGUGUCAAUCAUGCAACACUGUCAUUCCUAAUUUAAAAGUAAAUGCAGGUUUGGAAGGUUUUACCCUUCCGCGUAAAUGCACAUCUGAGCAGGCUGGUCGUCCGAAAUGCCCCUUGGACCCAUUUUUUAUUAUGCCUGAUAAAUGUAAAUGUGUAGAUUUUCAACUUUUAAAGUUACAGGAGUUACCGGAUUUUGUGCCACAAGGCGAAAUACCUCGUCACUUGCAGUUGUUUUGUGAAAGAUCAUUAUGCGAACGUGUAGUACCUGGCAAUAGAGCGCUUAUCCAAGGUAUUUAUUCUAUAAGGAAAGUUGGAAAACCAUCUCGACAAGAUGGUCGCGAAAAAGCUGUUGUAGGAGUUCGUGCUCCUUAUAUGCGCGUUGUCGGUAUAAAAGUAGAUUCGGAAGGUUCUGGUGCUAUAUCACGCUAUAGUAAUGUCACAGUAGAGGAAGAAGAGGUAUUCCGGAGAUUGGCAGCUUCUCCCGAUAUUUAUGAUCGUUUAUCAAAAUCAUUGGCCCCUAGUAUAUUUGGUUCUGAAGAUAUCAAGAAAGCUAUAACUUGUAUGUUAUUUGGAGGAUCUCGUAAACGCUUACCUGAUGGUCUUUGUAGGCGUGGAGAUAUCAACGUGUUAUUAUUGGGCGACCCUGGUACUGCGAAGUCACAACUUUUGAAGUUUGUGGAAAAAGUUGCUCCCAUUGGAGUGUAUACUUCUGGGAAAGGAUCAAGCGCUGCAGGAUUGACUGCUUCUGUAAUAAAGGAUCCUUCUACGCGAAAUUUUAUAAUGGAGGGCGGUGCCAUGGUACUAGCUGAUGGCGGAGUUGUUUGCAUAGAUGAGUUCGACAAAAUGCGUGAAGAUGAUCGCGUUGCUAUACAUGAAGCCAUGGAACAGCAAACGAUAUCUAUAGCGAAAGCAGGUAUAACUACAACACUGAAUUCACGUUGUUCAGUUUUAGCCGCUGCAAAUUCAAUUUUUGGUCGGUGGGAUGAAACAAAAGGAGAAGAGAAUAUUGACUUUAUGCCAACUAUAUUGUCUCGAUUUGAUAUGAUAUUCAUAGUGAAGGAUGUACAUGAUGAAACAAGAGAUAUUACAAUGGCAAAGCAUAUAAUUAAUGUUCAUUUGUCGUCUAAUAAGAACAUACCAGUAGAACGUUCAGAAGGAGAGAUUUCAUUAUCAACAUUUAAAAAAUACAUUCAUUAUUGCCGCACGCAUUGUGGACCGCGCUUAAGUGAAGAUGCAGGUGAUAAACUGAAAAGUCGAUAUGUAUUAAUGCGAAGUGGAGCAGGGCAACAAGAAAAAUCUGCUGACAAACGUUUAAGUAUUCCAAUUACUGUUCGUCAGUUGGAGGCCAUUAUUCGGAUCUCCGAGUCUUUGGCAAAAAUGAGGCUACUUCCUUUUGCAACAGAUGAGCAUGUCAAUGAAGCCCUCAGGCUGUUUCAGGUUUCUACCUUAGACGCUGCAAUGACUGGUUGCUUGGCUGGUGUGGAAGGAUUCGCCACAGAAGAAGACCAGGAAACAUUGAAUAGAAUUGAAAAGCAGUUAAAACGACGCUUUGCUAUUGGCUCUCAAGUUUCUGAACAAAAUGUGGUUCAGGAUUUUCUACGGCAGAAAUAUGACGAACGGGCAAUUUUGAAAGUAAUACAUACUAUGAUAAGACGGGGAGAAUUACAACAUCGAAUGCAACGAAAAAUGCUAUAUAGGUUAUGCUAAAGACUUUACACCUUUAAGCAUCUAUAUUUGCGAGAGUACACCAGCGACAACAGGAUACCAACCCUUAUUUAGUAGGUAGAACUGUUAAAAUCAGGAAACUGUUCGAGAGCAGUUAUCCAUAUUACUUUGUGAAUUUUACAGUUGAAUACAUUAAAAAUCUUUAUAGAAAAUA
This is a messenger RNA of Bactrocera neohumeralis, 2569 nucleotides long. It is a transcript of the gene Mcm5, whose product is annotated as DNA replication licensing factor Mcm5. Gene Ontology annotation, molecular function: DNA replication origin binding; single-stranded DNA helicase activity; 3'-5' DNA helicase activity. Gene Ontology annotation, cellular component: nucleus; MCM complex. The record is from RefSeq and is a predicted model, not a curated record. Bases 193 to 2397 code for a protein of 734 amino acids. Gene Ontology annotation, biological process: DNA replication; double-strand break repair via break-induced replication; DNA replication initiation. The transcript has 4 exons. NCBI's taxonomy places the organism in Eukaryota, Metazoa, Arthropoda, Insecta, Diptera, Tephritidae.